UAAAUACGCACACAAAAUUCGAUCUUCUUCCCAACUCUCUCUCGCAAACACUCUGCUUUCUCUCUCUAAAGUCUCACUCCAUCGCAGAAAAAUCGUAAUCCCUCGCGCCACCAAUUCUCAAUUGAUCUCAAAUCUGGAGCUUUUCCUCAACUUCUAUGAAUUCAAUUAUUCGGAAAGAUUCCUAGAUUAGCACAUAAUGGGACCCACAAGAAAGUCGAGAAGUGCGAAUAACCGCUAUUCUUAUAUCGACGAUGUAUCUCCCAGCAAAGAUGGAUAUAAUGCUAAAAAAAGUAACAGUCGGAAAAGAAAGUUGUCUGACAUGCUUGGGCCUCGGUGGACCAUGGAAGAGCUAACUCGUUUUUAUGACUCUUACCGCAAGUACAGUAAAGAGUGGAAGAAGGUAGCUGGUGCUGUCAGAAAUCGUUCACCAGAAAUGGUGGAGGCCCUUUACACAAUGAAUCGGGCAUACUUAUCUCUUCCACAUGGAACUGCUUCUGCAGCUGGGUUAAUCGCCAUGAUGACUGAUCACUAUAGCAAUCUGGCAGGCAGUGAUAGUGACCAAGAGAACAAUGGUGGAGCAGGAUCAUCCCGGAAGACACAGAAGCGAGCUCGUGGGAAAGUGGAGCCCCCCACUCCUAAAGCAUUAGAUGAGCACAUUGCUUCACAAUCUCUAAUCACUGCAUCAAAUUAUGGCUGCCUUUCAUUAUUGAAAAAGAAUCGCUCUGGUGUGAGCAGAGAUCGUCCUGUCGGAAAAAGAACUCCAAGGUUCCCUGUUUCAUUUUCACGUGAAAAUAUCAACGGGGAGAAAUUUUUUUCUCCAACAAGGCAGGGCCUGAAAUUAAAGGCCAAUGCUGAUGACAAUGAAGUAGCUCAUGAGAUAGCUAUAGCUUUGGCAGAGGCAUCACAGAGAGGUGGUUCCCCCAAGGUUUCUGGUUCGCUGAAUAAAAGAGCUGAAAGUGUGAUGUCAUCACCUUUUAGGCAUGCUCAAAGAAAGCAUAAUAUAGCAGAGAUAUCAAAUGGCAAACUCUUGGCAACAGACACAGAUGAAGAAGAUUUAGAAGGAAGCACAGAAGCUGACACUGGUGAAUUAUCUAGGUGUAAACCCCAUUUGAUUGAAUCUGUAAGUAUUGGUACAACGAGAAGGAAGGGCAACAAAUUUGAAGGGAGAAAACAUGAAGUUGAUAACAGUAUUGAGAAUCAUUUGGAUGACAUCAAGGAAGAAUGCAGUGGAACAGAGGAAGGUCAGCAACUGCUGAGUGCAAUGAGAAAAAAGUUUGAUGUGGAGGCCAAUGAGUCCAAGGUGUCCAGAUCUCCUAUGCUGAACAAGAGCAAAAAGGUUCUCUUUGGAAGAGAUGAAGAACCUGCUUUUGAUGCCCUGCAAACACUGGCGGAUUUGUCACUGAUGAUGCCAACAGAUCAUGAAGAUGAUUCAAGGACACUGUUUAAAGAUGAACAUGAUUAUGUUGACGAGACUGUGCCAUUAGAAUCUCCACCGGCAAACCAGCCAAGAGAAAAACGUAGAUCCUCAGGGGUAAGAAUGAAAGGACAUCUAGCAUCAAGUGUUGAAGUUGCUUGUAGCAAAACAUCAAAACCUGGAAAUAGUUCAGUUUUUCAUGGUAGUUCUGUUCUUGAAGAAAACCAGGAUUCCCAUCAGUCUACCACCAAAUCAAGAAAAAAACAAAAGAUGCCAGUGCAUAAGGUGAGAAAGGCAUAUUGUUUAUUUAUUAUUAUUAAUAAUUAUUCUCACAUAGUCAAUCAGGUUAAUUUACCUACUAAAAUGAGGAGCCGGCGUAAGCUGAGUCUUAAAAAACCAUUGAUCUCAAACAAUGAGAGUAAUCUUUCUCUUGGUUCACUCCAUGAAACAGUACCUAGAUUUAAGAACCUGUUGAAUUGUUUAUCAAAUCAGCGCCUGAGGAGAUGGUGCACUUAUGAAUGGUUCUACAGUGGCAUUGAUUAUCCAUGGUUUGCAAAGAGGGAGUUUGUUGAAUAUCUGUAUCAUGUUGGAUUGGGUCAUGUACCAAGAUUAACUCGUGUAGAGUGGGGUGUCAUAAGAAGUUCACUUGGUAAACCACGGCGAUUUUCAGAGCAGUUCCUGAAGGAAGAAAAAGAGAAGCUUAAUCAGUAUCGAGAUACAGUUAGAAAACACUACUCUGAUCUGCGCGAAGGUCUCAGGGAUGGACUACCGACUGACCUUGCAAGGCCUUUAUCAGUUGGUCAGCGUGUCAUUGCUAUUCAUCCAAAAACGAGGGAGAUUCAUGAUGGAAGUGUGUUAACUGUUGAUCACUCGAAGUGCCGGGUUCAAUUUGACCGUCAAGAGCUAGGGGUUGAAUUUGUCAUGGAUAUUGACUGCAUGCCUGUAAAUCCAUUUGAGAACAUGCCUGCAAUGCUUGGCAGACACACAAUCACCGCUGAAAUGUUUUUUGAGAGCCUCAAUCAACUGAAAGAGAAUGGACGAGCAAAGGAGUACAUUAAGCUUUCUCGUAGUGACAACCUGGAUGAUAUUUCUGCUCUAUCUUUAUUAGCUAAUCCUGCCAGUUUGCUGAAGCAAUCAAAGGUUGCUUCAGAUGUUCCAACAAGGCCGGGAACUGGUGAUACCGCAAGGUACCAGCAAACAUAUUCUCAGUCCAGUACACCAGCUCAAAUCCAGGCAAAGGAAGCUGACAUUCAAGCUCUUGCACAACUAACUCGUGCCCUCGAUAAAAAGGAAGCUAUUGUUCGUGAAUUGAGGCUUAUGAAUGAUGAUGUGUUGGAAAGUCAGAAGGAUGGUGAUAGCCCUUUGAAAGAAUCGGAACCCUUCAAAAAGCAAUAUGCUGCGGUGCUUAUACAAUUGAAUGAAGCCAAUGAACAGGUCUCUUUAGCUUUACACUGCUUGAGAGAACGAAACACGUAUCAAGGAAAAUUUCCACUUGCAUGGCCCGGGCCACUUCUUGAUCUUGCUAAUCCUGGUAACACAUUCAAUUCUUUUGACCGUUCUGCAUGUCAAACUCAAGAAGUGGGAUCGCAUGUGAAUGAAAUCAUGGAUAGCUCCAAAACAAAAGCUCAGACUAUGGUCGAUGCUGCAUUGCAGGCGAUAUCAUCACUGAAGAAUAGGGAUGAUACCGUGGAGAAGAUUGAAGAAGCCAUAGACUAUGUAAAUGAACGGCUUCCCUCGGAUGAUUCCUGCAUGCCAGUGAGAACUGAUCCUAAAUCCUCAAAUGCAUCUGACGUUGAGGCCAAAAUUCCCUCCGAGCUGAUCACAAAAUGUAUAGCAACUUUGCUAAUGAUUCAGAAGUGUACCGAACGACAGUUUCCUCCAUCUGAUGUGGCACAAAUACUAGAUUCUGCUGUGACAAGCCUACAGCCACGAAGUUCGCAAAACCUUCCUGUUUAUACCGAGAUACAGAAGUGCGUGGGCAUCAUCAAGAACCAGAUAUUGGCGCUAAUACCUACUUAGUUAACCAGGUCCCCUCCAAUUGCCUUGUCAAUUUCUUUUGUCUCGGCUCUACCCUUUCUGUUACAUUCACAGGUUAGAUUUUAAUCCUACCAAUUCUUCGUAUUUCCAUCCACCGGGAUCUGCUAGUUUUCUAGUUGUGGGAGAUGAGUGAAGAACGCGUUGAUAUAAAUAUUUGUACAUGAUUUGCCAUCAACUCUAUAUGGCAGUCGCUUCGACUGCGUAACCUACAGUUUACGUUUUGUAGGGGAUGCCAUUAGCAAAUUGUAAAUCAGUUAGAGAGGCGAUGAAAGUGCAAUAAGUUGAAUAAAAUUCAACGUUUUUCUUGCUCAAA
This is a messenger RNA of Salvia hispanica, 3764 nucleotides long. Lineage: Eukaryota; Viridiplantae; Streptophyta; Magnoliopsida; Lamiales; Lamiaceae. The record is from RefSeq and is a predicted model, not a curated record.